This is a messenger RNA of Photinus pyralis (common eastern firefly), 1346 nucleotides long. RefSeq lists its product as uncharacterized. The transcript has 2 exons. Gene Ontology annotation, molecular function: DNA binding. Lineage: Eukaryota; Metazoa; Arthropoda; Insecta; Coleoptera; Lampyridae. The record is from RefSeq and is a predicted model, not a curated record. The coding region runs from base 518 to 1303 and encodes 261 amino acids. Gene Ontology annotation, biological process: DNA integration; DNA recombination.
AAGCUCUAGAAAAGACCAAGCCAGGGGAGCUUCUCUUUGGCGCCAACGUCUCUGAGUGCGUACGGGACGCAAAAUCUAUACAGACUGCAGGGAAGGAGCUAAAAGCGAGUACCGGGACAAGAUUUUCAACAGCCAGAGGGGGACGGAGCGAAAGUUUUCGAAGACGGGAUUCAAGAGCCUUCGCUACUGAAAGAGAUGGCCGUCCUUUAAACCGCUUCGGCCCGACCCGUCACAGAGGUGUGACGAGGUCAUCCCGAGGGCACAAACCCCAUCUAAAGAGUUACAAACGCUAAUUCAGCAAGCAACCCCACCCUUUGGCGAACAACCUUUCUCUACUGGCGGCCAGGUUAUCAGGGAAGCGUUUACACGAAAGGAGCUGCCAAAAAAUGUAGUAGAAACAAUUUUGCACUCCUUAUCGGAAGCAACCAUCCAACAAUAUGGAGGGACGUUCAAGCUCUGGUGGCCCUACUGCGCCAAAAAAGGCAUCUCUCCCUUUGACGGCACACCUGCACAUGUGAUGGAAUUCCUGCAGUAUCUCUACGAUACAGGCAAUCAGAGCUAUGGAACUUUCAACUCGCAUCGUUCGGCCCUAUCUCUAAUCUUGUCCACCGAUUUAGCUGGCCACCCAGUUGUUAGUCGUUUCCUGAAGGGAAUAUCGAAGCUGCGACCGCAAAAACCUCGAUACGAUGUGGUUUGGGACCCUCACAUAGUGUUAAGUUUCCUGGAAAAACGUUCUACGCCCACCUUGCAAGCGCUCUCCGAGAAGCUAGUCACACUUCUGGCUCUUUCAACGGCUCACCGAAUGCAGACGUUUUCCCUAAUUCGGCUACCCAACAUCAUUGAGUCAAGGACUGGGUUUCAAAUAUUAAUAGAAGACAAAAUUAAAACUUCUGGCCCGGGAAGAAAUCAACCCUGUCUACAACUUCCAUAUUUCACUGAGACUCCUAAUCUUUGCGUAGCCACAACAUUAAAGGAGUACUUGGCAGCGACUAAACAACUACGCACGUCAAACACUGAUUUCCUCUUUAUUACAUACAAGAAACCUCAUCGGAUAGCGAGUAAGCAGACACUAAGUAGGUGGGUGAAGGACACGUUGGAACAGGCUGGUGUGAAUACCAAAAUCUUCAAAGCACCCUCUACCCGCCAUGCUGCAACAUCGAAAGCCUUCCAAUUAGGAGUGCCAGUGGAGACUAUUCGUCAAACGGCAGGAUGGACGGCGAAGUCCAAAACUUUUUGUAAUUUCUACAAAAGACCGUUUUCGGAAGCCAACCUGUUUGCUAAUACUGUACUUAGUUCUAGCUAGGUCAACGUAGUUCUAAAAUUAUUAAACCAGUUCAGUUCGGAAA